UCAAACCUACCAGUCUCUCAGAACACUCCAUUGUGUCCAUACGCCGAUCGUUGUGAACGCGCUACUUUCUAACGACGAUAUAUUAAAUCUCCUUAAGUGCGUGCCAGUGUAGUGAUCGGGGUGUAUCAAUCAAGUGUCAAUACAUCUGAUGUUACUAUAUCUUCAUAAGGGAUGACAUUACAACCUGCUGUUGGACUUCCGAAGCUCGCUGAUCUGUAUAGUGAGGACUAAUGUUGUGGACGUCGCUAAUGGUGCGAGGAUGCGCGAGGAGGAAUUGGAGGUGGCGCUGAAGGUGGUGAUCGUGGGGGACGGUGGAGUUGGCAAGUCCAGCAUGAUUCAGCGCUACUGCCGUGGGACCUUUACCAGAGACUAUAAAAAGACUAUAGGCGUUGACUUCCUUGAACGUCAAAUUGAAAUAGACGCUGAGGAAGUGCGACUGAUGCUGUGGGACACGGCGGGACAGGAGGAGUUCGAUGCAAUCACCAAGGCGUACUACAGGGGUGCGCAUGCGUGCGUGCUAGCCUUUUCUACCACGGAUCGAGAUUCGUUCUUGGCCCUACACUCAUGGAAACUUAAGGUGGAGAACGAAUGUGGGGAGAUUCCAACUAUAAUAGUUCAAAAUAAAAUAGACUUGAUGGAUCAAUGCGUCGUGGGACCUGAUGAGGCGGAGCUGGUGGCGCGUGCGCUCGGCUGCCGCCUGAUGAGGGCAUCUGUGAAAGAAGAUGUGAAUGUGGGCGCGGUAUUCCGCGCGCUCGCCGCAAGGUGCCUGGCGGAUAUGCGUCGGGAGGACUCCGAUGAAAUUGCACCACCGUGCGUUUCGCCUGUCAUUGGCACAUUCACAAACCAAAACAGCAAUGGGACCAUACUCCUGAGACCUGUGAAGCAUAGACCGGGCGGCAAGAAGAAAAACGUGCUCAAAAAUGCUUGCAGGAUACUAUGAUUGAUCGCCAUCCACAUCAAAUUACCAUGUCACGGAACAGUGGCCUUUAAUAACGUAGUUAAUAAAGCUACAUUUUGAUUGCAAAAUGU
Molecule: messenger RNA, 1029 nt
Organism: Achroia grisella
Lineage: Eukaryota; Metazoa; Arthropoda; Insecta; Lepidoptera; Pyralidae
Gene: Rab23
Product: ras-related protein Rab-23
Exons: 6
Coding region: 260-940 (226 amino acids)
Molecular function (GO): GTPase activity; GTP binding
Source: RefSeq, a predicted model, not a curated record